This is a messenger RNA of Ixodes scapularis (black-legged tick), 579 nucleotides long. Its product is annotated as disintegrin and metalloproteinase domain-containing protein 10-like. The record is from RefSeq and is a predicted model, not a curated record. NCBI's taxonomy places the organism in Eukaryota, Metazoa, Arthropoda, Arachnida, Ixodida, Ixodidae. Gene Ontology annotation, molecular function: metalloendopeptidase activity. Gene Ontology annotation, cellular component: plasma membrane. Gene Ontology annotation, biological process: Notch signaling pathway; membrane protein ectodomain proteolysis. The transcript has 3 exons. The coding region runs from base 202 to 579 and encodes 125 amino acids.
CGAAUUCAUCGAGACCUUAACUGCCUCGUCCGAUCCACUGGCGUAGCGGCCAAGUGCCCAAAGCCACCACAGAAGCCUGACCUCACACUGUGCAACAACGGCACACAGGUGUGCCUAGGGGGCAACUGCCAGGGAUCCAUCUGCCUCCAGUUCGGUUUUGUAGGCUGCCAAGGUACCGGAAAGGACUACACACCGCAACAAAUGUGCCUCAUUCACUGCAGGGCCAAUGCCACAGGGAGCCCCUGCCUGGACCCGUGCAAGGAACAGAGCCUGCUGGCACUGUGCAAAAGGACCAUGGAGCGCGGUGCUGCCUGCUACGACAACCUGGGCUACUGCGACGAGUACACACGCUGCCGCAUUAUCGACGAACAAGGACCCCUGACCAGGCUGCACGACCUGCUCCUGGGAACAGACACCAUAUUACGCUGGCUCAAGGAAAACAAGACCAUUUCGAUACUGGUGGGGCUGGUUACUGCCGCGGGAGUGACGCUGUUCAUCCGUUGCUGCGCCGUCUUCACGCCUAGCAGCAAUCCGAAACUACCUCGUGCCAGGCGUAUAAGAGGCUUCAGACGGCACUAG